CGAGACUGAGAGCAGGUAAGACUUCUCACUACUUCUCACUUCUCAGGUUUCAGUUUCUGCUUUCAACACGGAGCUCACCUUCACGCAUGAUCCUGAUCUUUACUUUUUGGAGCUAGUGAACCGUAGAAAUGGCGUGAAACCUAAACCUUUUCUUUUCUUUUCUAUUCAGAAAGGAAAGAAGUAGUUUCCGACAUAUAAUACCUGAAAGAAAAAGUCCAAAAUGGAGUGUCUACGAGCUCGAAAUUUCGCAGCAAUGGCUGUGUUUUCAUGCCCUUCGGGAAGGUCCAGGAGAAGAACACUGAGAACAACUAAACGCGGAGGUCUUUCAGAGAAACGAUGUCGUUUCUAUCAAGUGAAAGCAAGCAGUGCAGGGAGCUAUAGUUGUGUGGCCAUUAAAGAAGAAUUUGCUGAUGAAGAAGAUUAUGUAAAGGCUGGUGGCUCCGAACUUGUUUUUGUUCAAAUGCAGCAGGACAAGGCCAUGAAGAAGCAGUCUAAUAUCGCCCAUAAGGUUUCUUUCUCUCGCUCUGUCGAAGAUCUUGGGCUUGAAGGAUGCAUUGAGCAUGUAUGGCGGGAUACAAUAGCAUAUCUUGAUGACGAUGAUCCUGUUCUUAUUGGUCGUGCCUAUGGACGAGUUAGUGGGCAUUUGUUCCAUCAAGAGUUGUUGAGGAGGUGUGUCGAGUCAGGUGUUUUGUAUCUUAGAAUCAUUGAAGCUGCUGAUGGUCAUAGUCUUGUAGCAUGUGAACCUGAUAUGUUAUUUCCUAAAGCUUCGGGAAAACUAUUGCAGUAUGAAGUGGGGGGUCCUCAGGUUUCUGUCCAAACAGCUUAUGAUGUGGAGGUCGAGGUGGAAAACAAUCCAUAUGAUCCUAGUCUGAUGGUCCUUAUGGGUUACAGGGACUACAUUUAACAGAAAGUUCCCUCUUCAGAAUCUGAAUAUUCAACAUUUCUUUAUGUCAUGCCCAUGUCAUCAACAAGAGUUUUCCUUGAGGUAAGUUCAAAUGGAUUUAUCAUAACAAUUAUGUGAAAAAUAUUUAUGGGUGAUACAGUACUCUGCAGGAAACUUGUUUGGCCUCCAAAGGUGCUAUGCCUUUUGACUUGUUAAGGAGAAAACUCAUGUCAAGGUUAGAGACAAUGGGAAUUCGAAUUUUAAAAACCUUUGAAGAGGUAAGCUUCAUAAGCAAAACUGCGAUGUCUUCCAAGCAGAUGCGGCAGGGAUUCCUUGGUUCUACUAUGUCCUUAGCUGAUCUCAUACUAUUUGCCCUCUAUAUGUUUGUUAUUGCACCAAAUGAUAUGAGAAUGUGCCUUGUUAGGCAUCUGCUUUCUCAUCCCACUGGAGCAACCAUGAUAAGAACUUACCUCACAGUAUAGGCCUCAUCCUUUAUAUUUCUUCCCUUGUUUGGUCUAUUUUUGAAUUGACAUAUAGAAACACGAGGAUCCCCUUCACGUCUGAAAUAUUAGGUUUUUAGAUGCAUUUUGAUUGUAUAUUCCAUCACUUGGUAAAGAUAAUGACAAUAUUGUUGUUUCUAUUCCUUCAA
Molecule: messenger RNA, 1532 nt
Organism: Hevea brasiliensis (rubber tree)
Lineage: Eukaryota; Viridiplantae; Streptophyta; Magnoliopsida; Malpighiales; Euphorbiaceae
Product: lycopene epsilon cyclase, chloroplastic-like
Exons: 6
Coding region: 221-904 (227 amino acids)
Source: RefSeq, a predicted model, not a curated record